AGUAGUUGCUUACAUUAGAGCACGUCAUUUACUGCUAGUAGUUUCCGAACAACACAUAGCGAAACCUUGCGCUCUUCACGCGCAUUCCGUCGCCAUGGCAAAGAACAUUCUUAUCGUGUGCACGUCCUGGGACAAGCUAGGAGACACUGAUGAGCCAACUGGAUGCUGGGCUGAGGAGGUUGUUGCGCCUUACCAUGUGUUCAAGCGCCAGGGCUACAAUGUUGUUAUCGCUUCCAUUAAGGGCGGCGAGAUUCCCAUGGAUGACGCGAGCCUGAACCCGCCGUACCUCACUAAGGAGGUGGAGGACUUCCUUCUAGAUGAUGACGCCAUGAAGGGUGUGAUGGAGUCGCUCCCCCUCAGCGACGUGCGGGCAGCCGACUUCGACGCCGUGUUCCUGCCCGGGGGACAUGGGGCGUGCUGGGACUUCCCGGACAACGCGGCGCUCCAGUCGCUGCUGGGGGAGUUCGUGGCGGCGGGCAAGGUGGUGGCGGCGGUGUGCCACGGACCCGUGGGUCUCGUCAACAUCAAGGGACCCGACGGACAGCCGCUGGUGGCAGGGAAGAAGGUGACCGGUUUCAGCGACGCGGAGGAGUUCGCUGUUGCCAAGGAGGGGGUGGUGCCCUUCCUGCUGGAGGCGCGGCUGCGGCAGCUGGGUGGGCGGUACGAGGCGGCAGCGGAGAAGUGGGCGCCGCAUGCAGUGCGGGAUGGGAACCUGGUGACAGGUCAGAACCCCGCCAGCUCCGCCGCUACCGCCCAGCUGGUGGUGCAAGCGCUCAGCUGACCCUGGGGGGAGGAGGGGG
Molecule: messenger RNA, 800 nt
Organism: Astrephomene gubernaculifera
Lineage: Eukaryota; Viridiplantae; Chlorophyta; Chlorophyceae; Chlamydomonadales; Astrephomenaceae
Source: the annotation of a GenBank genome assembly